GGGGGAAUUAUGUCGAAAAGAGGUAAUGACCGCACCGAAAAGUUUCUGCACAGAUUAUUCUUUAUUUUGUGGGGGCUGGUCCAUGUGAGCUGCUCUGCCCAAUUGAUGAGAUUUACCUAAGAUAAUCAAUAAAGAAAAAAGUAUACAUGAAGCUCCUUUUGAAUCUCCAUGUUGGAAAAAUCUCUCCUUUGUUCCGGUGCCCCUGGACAUUGAAAUACCACUUCUGCUUCUUUUCUUUUUUGUGUGGGUGUGCGCGCUUAGAAAGCAUCAAUUCAAAGAUCAAAACCCAAGAAAGGCAAAGGCAGAGAAACAUAGGGCACGAGAAAUGGUUGCUGUUUACAACAAAGAACUCUUGAGUUGGUACUUAAUCACCCUCAAGCUCAGAGAAACUGUGGAAUCUGGACUACCCAAUAAAUCAACCUCCAAUGCAUCCACGGAAUUAACAGAUCAGCACCACCAGCAAGAACAGCCUCAGGACCACCAGAUUCGCAAGCUACAGCAAGAACCAUCCAAGGCUCUCCAGAUCGUGGUCGAGAAUGACGGGGGCGAAGAUGAGCCAAGGCCGCCUCAGUCCGAAUGGGUCAUCUCCAUCAGAGAGAAGCUCGAGCAAGCUUGCCAGGACGACGAGGCCUGCUCAUGGGCAAAGCUCUCCAUUUAUCGGAUCCCGCACUAUCUCAAGGAUGGUGAGGACAAGGCCUACAUCCCCCAGAUCGUCUCCCUCGGGCCAUACCACCACGGUAAGAAGCGCCUCCGCCAGAUGGACCGGCACAAGUGGCGCUGCCUAUACCGCAUCCUCUCGCGCACUGGUCAUGAGAUAAGCCUCUAUCUAGACUCGGUCAAGGAGGUCGAGGAGAAAACUCGUGCCUGCUAUGAGGGGAUGAUAUCCAUGGGCAGCAACGAGUUCGUGGAGAUGAUGGUUCUUGACGGGUGCUUUGUGAUUGAGCUAUUCCGGGGAGUCGCUGAGGGGUUCAAGGAACUCGGCUAUUCUCGCAAUGACCCGGUCUUCUCGAUGCGGGGAUCGAUGCACACGAUCCAGCGGGACAUGAUCAUGCUCGAGAAUCAGAUCCCUCUUUUCAUACUCGACCAGCUGCUCGGCCUCCAGCUUGGCGACCACAACCAGAAGGGGCUCGUGGCCAAGCUGGCACUCAGGUUCUUCGACCCUCUGAUGCCAACAGACGAGCCUUUGACCAAGCUUAGCCGCAACAGGCUUGAGUCUCUUGGCUACACCACCACCUUUGACCCGUUAUCUGACCAGGGCGAGCUCCAUUGCCUCGAAGUGUUCCGGCGGAGCCUCCUCCGCUCGGGCCCAAAGCCAGAGCCGAGGGCAUGGAUCAAGCGAUGGUCUCACUCCAACCGGGUCGCCGACAAGAGGCGGCAGCAGCUCAUCCACUGUGUGACGGAGCUCCGGGAAGCCGGGAUCAAGUUCAGAAAGAGGAAGACGGACAGAUUCUGGGACAUCCAGUUCAAGGACGGGAUCCUCUGGAUCCCGCGGCUUCUAAUCCACGAUGGGACGAGGUCGCUCUUCCUCAACUUGAUAGCCUUCGAGCAGUCUCACUUCGAUUGCAGCAACGAAAUCACCUCGUACGUAAUCUUCCUGGACAACUUGAUCAACUCCCCCGAGGACGUCGGGUACCUCCACUACUGCGGGAUCAUUGAGCACUGGCUUGGGAGCGAUGCGGAGGUCGCUGACCUCUUCAACCGGCUUUGCCAGGAGGUGGUCUUCGACAUCAAUGACAGUUAUCUCUCUACACUGUCUGCGGAGGUGAACAGAUACUACAACCAUAGGUGGAAUGCCUGGAGAGCCAGUCUCAAGCACAAUUACUUCAGCAGUCCCUGGGCAAUCAUUUCCGUCAUUGCUGCUUUCGUUUUGCUUGUGCUUACUUUGGCACAGACCUUCUAUGGAGUCUAUGGCUACUACAGGCCGGGUUCUUGAUCUCUGCAGUUUUUCAGAUUAGUUCUCACUCGGUUUUCCUCCCAGGGAACAUGUCCCUGAAAGAUUUUACUCAAAAAAUUUCAUUCAAAAUCUGUUGCUUUUUCUUUAAUUUUUUGUGCUUGUAUUGAAAUAGAAUUGUAAGAUACAGAAAGGGAAACAACAAAUAUUUAGUUUGUACAAGUAUCGUUUUUGGCUGAGAUGCGAGUCCUGUCAGAAUGUCCAAACGGUUUGUAUGCAAAUAGAUUUGUUCUACCAAUUCCUAAAA
Messenger RNA from Syzygium oleosum, 2198 nucleotides. Its product is annotated as UPF0481 protein At3g47200. The record is from RefSeq and is a predicted model, not a curated record. The transcript has a single exon. Lineage: Eukaryota; Viridiplantae; Streptophyta; Magnoliopsida; Myrtales; Myrtaceae. Bases 326 to 1933 code for a protein of 535 amino acids.